This is a messenger RNA of Neurospora tetrasperma FGSC 2508, 2165 nucleotides long. RefSeq lists its product as uncharacterized. The record is from RefSeq and is a predicted model, not a curated record. Lineage: Eukaryota; Fungi; Ascomycota; Sordariomycetes; Sordariales; Sordariaceae. Bases 52 to 1791 code for a protein of 579 amino acids. The transcript is spliced from 2 exons.
AACAAGCAACAGUUCGCUUGAGUCUCAGUUGACGACAUAACCGACCCAAAUAUGCCACCCCCACCGCCCCCAGCGAACCGGACCAUGUCUCCGCCAACCAGGCGGCCCGGUGAUCGCGACCAACUGUAUAACCCGCGUCAGUCUGAUGCCAGCUUGCCAUACCGGCCAGACAACGAGACGGUAACCAUUCAGAAGCCCAAUGGCUCUGAAACCACUCUCAAGCUUCCUCCAUCCAGCCUUAAGGAUCUACCGUACCGCCCCGCUCCCAAUGGCACCUCGGAUCCCAAGAGACGGCCAUCCGACCCAGCCUACCGCCCCGGCGACCGUGAUCGUGAUCGUGAACCCCAACCACAACGCAGAGCCUCGUCCCCAGCACCAGGCGCCAUUCCGCCAGCUCCAGUGUCUCCCACAUCCAAGCCAUCCUAUGCCCCCGGUCACUCCCCUCCCGGCUCACGGAACCCUUCCCAUGGCAACUACCCACCAGCAGGCUCCAAUGGGCCCGGCGGCUUUCCCACCGGUGGCCGUCUCAAGACUCAGACUCCUCCCCUGGACCCUCUCGACCCACGCUCGCCUUCUUUCGUCCGUCGUCCACCUCCCGGCCCUGCUCCCAUCAACGGCGGCAUGAACGGCGACCAUAACGGUUCUCUGAACGCCAUUGGCGGUGGUAGCAACCGCCGUCCCGAUGUAGUCGAAACCAUGCCCGGCCCUGCGGCCUCGCUUCCUUCCAAGAAAGAUGACCGCGACCGGUUUGAUCGUGAUGGGCGACCUCGGCCCAGCUCUGAUUACACCCGCUACGGCUCCGAACGUCCUCCAAGCCCAGGAUACACCAAACCGAUCCGCCCGCCCCCUCCCCGCAACAGCAGCAGCACUGGAAACAGCGACUAUGGAGUUCCCACCAGCAAACCGAAUGGCAAGGUCCACCCCAACCCCAACCCAGGGGCAACCAAUCCGACGACCCGUCCCUCCAUCGGCCCGGGCCGCCACGGCUCCAUCAUUGAAAUGAUGCCCGGCCCCGCCGCUCACCCCACUCCUCCUGCUCUUGGUCACAACCACAGCCACGGCCACAUCCAUCCCUCUCUCGGCCUCACCAAGCCCAGCAAAAACACCGCAAAGCUCUCCGAACUCGAAGAGGGUCUACUGUACGGCGACACGGAGCGAUACCCACCGCAAAUGGAGCUGGGCGACUACCGGCAAGCAACCGAGUGUUCGUUGAGGGAGUACAUGGCUUUGCAGCGCAAGCGGCGACAAAUCAGUUACAAGAUUGCGGCGGGAAACAGCGGCAAGGAGGCGGCACAGGUUGAGGAGAAGCUGAGACAUCAGGCCAGCACGGCAAUCGAUGAGUUGAUUGAGUUGCGCGGAAGGGUGGCGGAGAUCGUGAGGAGGGGAGAGAAGGCGAGGUGGAGGAGAUAUUUGUGGAGUGGGGCUUUCGCAAUCUUCAUCCCCUUGGUAAAAUCCUUCUUCCGCCCCUCCUCCGUCGACAGAGGCGCGCACGCCCGCGAGCAUCGCGGCGAGCGCUCCCACAACAGAACCGAAUACGCCUUCCGCAAAUCCAAGUCGUUGAUCAACCGGAUCCUUUCGCAAGCUCGGCGUCCCGGACUGGCCAGUUUGAGUUUCCUCGUCUUUGCCGUGUUGUACGUCUUCACGAACGAGGUGUCGCUGAGGGCGGCAAGGACGGUGAGCAGACGCCUGAAGAGGUUGACGGCCAAGGUGGAAAGGGGACGGGAGUUGGGCGAGGAUGAUUUUAGGGGGUUGAAUGGGUGGAGGUGGGGAGUGCUGGAGUUGACUGCUUAAUGGAGGGUUGGUCAUGAGGGAGGAAAUGGAGCUGGAGAUGGAAAAGAGAGAGUAAAGAUGAGGAAUGAUGGAGGAAGACAUGAUAUCGAUGAUUAAUGACUGGUGAUGACGGAGUUGUUGGCAGGCGUCAGAUGACUUUUUUCUUCUUUCUUUCUUGGGUUAAUGACGAGGUUUUGGAGAGAAGGAGGAAUAGGACGAGGAAGGGCAGAUUGGGAAGAACCGACGGUUCGUUUUCUGGUGGCUGUUGUCCAUGUUUGCUGUUUUCAUACCCUCGCUUGUACCAUUUCUGUGUUCUAACUGUAUGUAGGAAGUAAUGUUGAGGUAGAUUGACAUCCUGAACUCAGUCGGCUGCGAUACAAUGUAGAUGGAAGAGU